Molecule: messenger RNA, 5262 nt
Organism: Archocentrus centrarchus (flier cichlid)
Lineage: Eukaryota; Metazoa; Chordata; Actinopteri; Cichliformes; Cichlidae
Product: neurocan core protein-like
Exons: 20
Coding region: 389-4171 (1260 amino acids)
Biological process (GO): skeletal system development; glial cell differentiation; positive regulation of neuroblast proliferation
Cellular component (GO): synapse; perineuronal net
Molecular function (GO): hyaluronic acid binding; calcium ion binding
Source: RefSeq, a predicted model, not a curated record
AUUUUGCUUCUCUCCCUCGGCGUUGCUGCUGGCGAGGAGGGGGACGGAGGGAGCACCUUGCUGUCUCUCUUUCUCUUUCUGUGUGAAUGCUUCUCUUCCGAUCUGGCACAUAUCAGGGUCUGACGGGAUGACCGGCGCAUAGGCUGCUGCUCAGUGAGGAGAGGGUAAUGUUGAAGAAGGAGUGAAAAGUAAGACCUGGAGCGCUUGUGCAGACACUCACCCUGGUCUCUCUUCUGCCUCUGCAAAGUGCUGUUUCACCCUUGUUCCGUCGUUUGCCGUCUCUGCACCCUCGGGGAUCUUUGGAGAGCACCUGAUCUGAGGCGCCAAGCUUUCAUUCAGGACUGCACCACUGAGACGCAUCUUGGUUUGGUAGACACGCAGGUCUAGGAUGGAGCUCACUCUGUGUGCAGCUGGGCGGCAGAUCCUUUUCCCUCUGAUGCUGCUGCUCUCUUUAGGCUUGGGUGCAGCCUCCUCCAUUGUGAACAUGCGUAGGAUCACUCAUCCUACAGUACAACAAAUACUGGCAGGCGAAGCCAUCCUGCCUUGUGUCUUCACCCUCCAGACCAGCACCUCUGUGGGGCCUCCUCACCUCCUAUGGACUCGUACUAGAUUACCAGGAGGAGGACAAGAGGCUCCUUUGGAGCAGAUUGUGCUUUCUGCUAAAGGCGAUGUAAUCAAGGUGAAUAAGGCUUUCAGUGGCCGCAUCAUGCUGCCAGGAUACGCUGCCAAUCCUCUGAAUGCUACCAUGGAGAUCUCCAGUCUCCGUACCAACGACUCAGGCACUUACCACUGUCAGGUUGUCAUGGGUAACGACUAUGAGAGGGACACUGUUCCCCUGGUGGUCUCCGGUGUGGUGUUUCACUACCAGUCUCCGAGCGCUCGUUACGCCCUCUCAUUUAGCGACGCCCAGCGAGCCUGUCAGGAAAACUCGGCUCAGAUCGCCACUCCGGACCAGCUGUGGGCAGCGUACCAUGACGGCUUUGCCAGCUGUGCUGCUGGCUGGUUGGAUGAUCAGACUGUUCGAUAUUCUGUCCAGGUUCCAGAGCUGGGCUGCUAUGGACAUAAGGAGUACUCUGCUGGAGUGAGGAAUUAUGGGAAGAGGGACCCAAAAGAGCUGUUUGAUGUGUACUGUUUUGCAAAAGAACUGGAUGGUGAGGUGUUUCACUCCUCAGUCCCCGGCAGACUGUCUCUUUCUUCUGCCUCGGACCGCUGCGUGUCCCUUGGGGGCCAACUGGCCACUGUGGGGCAGCUGUAUUUGGCCUGGAGGGCCGGCCUGGACAGCUGUGCCCCAGGCUGGUUGUCUGAUGGCAGCAUCCGCUACCCAGUGACCUGGCCUCGUGCUGACUGUGGAGGGAGCGAGCCAGGAGUCCGCACGGUCACGCCCAAUGACACUGCUGACAACGCUACAGCACUAUAUGAUGCCUACUGCUACAGAGGUAAAGUGAAGAAUACAGGCUCCAUCUCUCAGAUCUACACCUCUCUGUGGAAGCCCUGGAGCUACCUCGCAGGCUCAAGCGAUGCUGACUCUACAGGGACAGCGAGUCCUGACGUGACUUCACAACAAACCACCACUAUCAGAGAGUCACUAGAUGACAUCAAGGUUUCACCUUCCAACUGGACAGGAUUGGUUGACCUACAGGAGGAGGACUCCUUUCACAGUGCUGAUGCCUCCUCAGACCCCUGGGCCUCGACAGCAUAUGUAACCCUCCAGUUAAUCCCAGGACAGAAGUCCUUUGACUGGGGAGAAUUGCUAGAGCCUGGGCCCGACUCUGAGGAGUUUCUCCGACCCCCUGUGCAUCCAACUCCCGCUGAGAAGAAGGUGAUCUCAAAGAUCGUCAAGUCAAUUUGGAAACCUUGGAACUACCUGGUGGGAACUGAAGAAGAGGAGGGAACCCAAGCACCAAGUGAGGAGUCGGGGGAAGAGAAGAUGGUGAUGAAAAAAGCAGACGAGGGGUCACAUGCAUCCAGUACAGAAUCAUCAGGUUUGUUUUCUUUGGGAACGUCAUGGAUCAGUAGUCCGUCAGGAGAGAGCACCACACCAGGCAGUGAAGAUUCAUCCACCCAUGUGGCGUCCAGUUUGGCUGCCUCCAGUAAUUCUGUGACUGCACAGAGCAACAAGAGCUGGGAGAACUCAGAGACACCCACAUCCACAACCUCCAGCCCUGCACCUGAAAUCACCUCCUCCAGCGGGGACACCUGGAUCCGUGUUGAUGCGGAGACCACAACCCAGUCUGGAGACAAGAGGGAGGAGACAGUGACUUCCAGAGCCAGUGGGAGAGGAGGACGAGGAAGAGGGAAGAAGUACAGAGGGGAGGACAGGAGCAGGGGAGAAGAGAAGGGGAGAGGAGAGGAGAAGGGGCGAGGAGAGGAGAGAGGGAAAGCUGAGGAGGAGGGGAGUGGAGAAAUCACUGGCGCAGAAGCAAAAGGGGAGAUACAAGUCUCACGUAGGCCAGUUGGAACAAGCAAACCAAGAGAAAGAUCCAGAGAGAGAUCUAGAGAGAGAGGUCACAGGAGAGGACAGUCCACCACUACUACUGCCACAACUACCACUGAAACUACAACUGACACUACCACAACUACAGCCACCACUGACAGUCCUCUUGAGCCAACAGUCAUGACCACAUUUGGCACAGAAAGUGACUUUCCUAUUUCCAAAUCAUCACCAAGUCUUCCAGAAGCAGAAAACUCAUCCCUGUCAGUCUCAGAGGCCCCAUAUCAGACACUGUCCUCAUCUUCAUCCACAUCCCCACUGACUGUGCCAUCCACAUCUUUCUCUGAGCCAUCCCAAUCUCAAUCACUUUUUGAGUCUCAUUUUCUUCCUUCAUCUCUCCCCUCUUCCUUCUCUCCAACUCCAACUCCAACUCCAACCCCAACCCCAGCCCCUUCCUCACCUCCAUCCCAUUCCCAAACUCCAUCUUUCUCACCCUCACCAUCAUCAGUUCCUUCUAAUUCUCCAUCAGCGACUCAGACUGUUGGUUUGGGAGGCCCGGCUACAUCCCCUCAUUCAGAAAAUCAGGAAAGCUCCACUGACACCCUAACAUCACUUCAAUUAGUCCCAGUGGAGAAGAUGGUUGUGAAUGGCUCUGUGGAUCAUCCGCCGUCACUGUCAGGACCCCCAGAUGAGGAAGAGCCUGCUUGGUCUCAUUCUGUGGGCUCAGGGGCCCUGUUACCUGUCAAUAUGGAGGAAGAAAGCAGCAGCACAGGAGGAGGAGGAGGAAUCAACAUCAGCACUACAACGCUCAGCCCAACAAUUGAGGUGGAGCCCUGCGUGACAAACCCGUGUCUGCACGGAGGGAAGUGUCUUCCUCAGGGAACGGGCUACAGCUGCUACUGCCCACAAGGGUACACUGGGGAGAACUGCGAGAUUGAUGUUGAUGACUGCCAGUCCGAGCCUUGUGAAAAUGGAGGCACUUGCAUCGACAAGAUUGAUUCCUUCCUCUGCCUUUGCCUGCCCAGCUACGGGGGAGACAUGUGUGAGAAAGAUGUUGAAGGUUGUGAGCACGGCUGGAGGAAGUUCCACGGCCACUGCUACAGGUACUUCACCCACAGACACACCUGGGAGGAUGCAGAGAAAGACUGCAGAGAGCACAGCGCCCACCUCAGUAGUAUUGUCUCAGCUGCUGAGCAGGAGUUCAUCAAUGGUCUUGGUCAUGACAACGCCUGGAUCGGUCUGAACGAUCGCACAGUGGAGGAGGACUUUCAGUGGACUGAUGCCAACGAUUUGGUUUAUGAGAACUGGAGGGAGAGCCAGCCCGAUAACUUCUUUGCAGGUGGCGAGGACUGUGUGGUGACCAUCGCCCAUGAGGACGGCAAGUGGAACGACGUGCCCUGCAACUACAACCUGCCCUACAUCUGCAAGAAAGGCACAGUGUUAUGCGGGACCCCACCUGCAGUAGAGAAUGCCCAUUUGAUAGGUCGGAGGAGAUCACAUUAUGAUAUCCAUUCAGUGGUGCGCUACCAGUGCGCUGAAGGCUUCUACCAGCGCCACAUCCCCACUGCACGCUGCCGGGCCGAUGGGAGCUGGGAGCGACCCAGGAUCAUCUGCACGAAGUCUCGGCGACUGCACCGAUACCGACGCCAUCACCGCAACCAGCACCACGAUCACCACGGCCACAGGAGACACGGAGGAGAGGGACGCAAGGCCAGAGAGGACGCACACAGCUACUACUGAACCAAAUAAUACAACAUCCACAAUGCCUAGGUGCUAACCAUGGCCCAUAAGGAAAGACAGUAGUUCAUAUCAUUUCCAUUUCCCUUCCUGCUUCUAACCGCAAACCAUGCUCUCUGCUUAGCUUUACUCCCCCGAUGAAUAAGAUUAUCUCCUUCUAACACAGAGUUAUCCCCAUAACCUGACCUCCAUGUGUUUUGAUGCUUCUUUUUAUUUUCUCUCUGCUUCCUUUAAACCGAGGUCCAUGUGAACACUGACUUUAGCACCAUCUUAACAUCCUCCUUCCCGAACAGUAAUUCCUCCACUUGUCUAAAAACUAUAACCUUCUCUCAGUUUGUCAGCCUGACAGCAGCGUGUGAGCGUAUGCAUGUAAGGCAGAAACUUUGAGGAGUGCUAACUCACUUUUUUGGAGAAGUUUGCUUGUUCUACAUGAAAAAAAACUCAUCUUAGUAUUCUGUUUACAAAGCACAGAUGUAAUUGAUGCAAGAUAGUCCUGAUAUCCCAGCUUUUUGUACGUGUACUGUAGCUGUUACUUUACCAUAGAGCACCUGAAUAGCUGGUCUCUUUAAUUCUAAUGACGUGCUUUUUUUUCCCCUCUAAUAUCUGUUUGUGUAAUGUUACUAUUUAUUAUGAAUCAUUUGCUAGUGAACAUGCUCUUUUUCUUAUCCUUUAGAAAACUGACAUAACACCAUUUUUCUAUACCAAUAUGUAAGUCCAACAAUCAAUAACAAAAUUAAUCAUUUGAUUGCCUCUAAUCUCUGUACUGUAAAUAUCGUGAUGUGUGUUAUUGGCUGAAUCCUGAUCAAUAGCUGGACCUUGUCCAAUCCAAUAGACUUCCCCUUCCCCAUAAACACUCUCAGCUAAUGUGUAGGUCCCAUUGACAUAGAUUGUGUAGGUGGGAUUACAGAAUACUUUGAGAUAACCACUUGAUUGUACCUAAUUUGCACGGCCAUAUUUACACGAUGGGUAGAAUGUCACUUUUUUUCAUCUUUUGUCUCUUUGAUAUUUGAUCUGUUAUCCACUUUUUUUGGUGUUAUGACUUUUUGUCCUGCUGUUGUACUCCAUUCUUAAUAAAGUGAACAAAAUGAACAAAA